AUGCUCGCUGGAAUCGCUGCUCGAGGAGCUACCGCAUUAAGACUGAAUUACGAGCGACCGGAGCUCAGCUUCGUUGCCCAAGAAACACGCAGGCGUGUCCUUUGGACUCUUAGCUUAAUGGACGGGGUAUUUUCUGUCGGGUUACCCGAAUACGAGACAAUAUCUCACUCAAUUAUUUACCAGCGUCUCCCGAGCUCAGAAGAUGCAUACCGGGAUGGAAAUCCCAACGUCCAAAUAGCAGGCCGGCAGCAUUUGAUGGAAAGCAAUUCAACGGAACUGGCGCUAUCAGAACAGCCACUGGCUCAACUAAGCGGUCUGGUCCAGGACAUCCAGAACGAUUUACGGCGAGUACAGGCGGAAGUUGAAUAUUCUUUCCAAUACAACGUCGCAGCUACAGCUAGUGUAGCUGAGAAGAAAGACUCCAGGUGGUUUGCACGGUACCUCCAAGUCUCAAUGACCUGGCAUCAAGUGCACUGCGACUUGUACCGAAUGUUUCUUCCUAGAUAUCCCCAGGCUGCACCGAAGGUCAUCAUGGAAACCGUUGAGCCCAGUCUCAAGGCUCAUGCUGUUAAGGCGUGCCAGGAUCAUGUCAAGAACAUUAAUGAGAUCUUGAAGGGGCUUCUGGAUCUCACCGGUCACCCAGUCCUGCCAUCUUACAUUGCUGUAUGCGCCUACCAUGCAACGAGGCUGACGCUAUUUCUCCCAUCAUCACCCGUACUAGGCAUGCAGAUGAAUAUGGAGAGUGCAAUUGAGAGUGCUAACGUGGCCUUGCAUAUAUUGCAUCGGUGGUUCUCAGGCUCGGUGGCGACGGAGAAGAUUAUUCUGGACAUGCAGUAUUUGGUGUCGCUGUCGCGUGGUGACCCAGGUUCAAUUUUCAGGGAGCUAAGUUGCCCCUCACCCCCACUUGACCAUGGGCGCCAUCGGCAUAGUCAUCUUGCUGUGCAUAGUUUAGUGCGUCAGGCCAAUUUUAGGGAUGAUGCAUACGAUUAA
This is a messenger RNA of Penicillium atrosanguineum, 990 nucleotides long. Its product is annotated as fungal specific transcription factor domain-containing protein. The transcript has 2 exons. Gene Ontology annotation, cellular component: nucleus. NCBI's taxonomy places the organism in Eukaryota, Fungi, Ascomycota, Eurotiomycetes, Eurotiales, Aspergillaceae. Bases 1 to 990 code for a protein of 329 amino acids. The record is from RefSeq and is a predicted model, not a curated record.